AUGGCCUCUUUUACAUCUUGUGCACGUAUUCUGUACAACACAACCAAUGUUGACCGUACCAUGCACACGAUCGUUCAUUGCAGCGAUGGAAAAUACGUGGAAGUGCCAAAGGCAGUUGCGGAUAAAUGCACCUUUAUUGAGAAAGUCAAAGACGAAAUGAUUCCUGAAUUUGAGUACCCCGCAGCCGUUCUUGAAAAUCUUGUCUGCUGGACAGAACACUAUGGCAUUGACGGUUUUGCCGAAAGUGAAAUUGUAAGACCAUGUAUUUACAGAAAUAUUCUCCACGUCCUGAAAAACAAGUGGGACAAUGGCUUUUUUGUUUCUCGCCUUACCAGUGAACUAAACAUUGGACACUAUCUACAGACCGUAAACGCAGCAGAAAAGUUUAAUAUGAAGGGUUUGCAUUGCUUUCUUUGUGUUGGACUUAGCUGUAAGUUCCGCAGUGAGGAUGAUGCAGAACUCAUUCACAAGAUAAUGGGGCUUCCAUCUAAUGUGCAACCGGACCAAGAGGAUAUUGAAAACGUGACCACACGGUAUCCUUGGCUGAAUGAAGCCAUUGAACCGGUUGUGAGGAAGUAA
Messenger RNA from Trypanosoma cruzi, 579 nucleotides. RefSeq lists its product as uncharacterized. The record is from RefSeq and is a predicted model, not a curated record. NCBI's taxonomy places the organism in Eukaryota, Euglenozoa, Kinetoplastea, Trypanosomatida, Trypanosomatidae. Bases 1 to 579 code for a protein of 192 amino acids. The transcript has a single exon.